Messenger RNA from Desarmillaria tabescens, 2396 nucleotides. RefSeq names its product magnesium transporter NIPA-domain-containing protein. Bases 241 to 2181 code for a protein of 646 amino acids. The record is from RefSeq and is a predicted model, not a curated record. Lineage: Eukaryota; Fungi; Basidiomycota; Agaricomycetes; Agaricales; Physalacriaceae. Gene Ontology annotation, molecular function: magnesium ion transmembrane transporter activity. Gene Ontology annotation, biological process: magnesium ion transport. Gene Ontology annotation, cellular component: membrane. The transcript has 15 exons.
AGAAACCAUGUGUAUUCCUGCUUCCUCAGUGGUCCUGCUUGAGCAACCGGAACCUGAGUGCCGUGUCGCUGUCUCUGCCGCUGUUAAGUAAUGUAUCUUAGCGGUAGGCACUAAUAAGAGAGUUUGCGGGCAGAGCAGUGCCAGAGGAGCGUAAUCCCAGAUGACAGACCUGGCCAAGCGUGAUGAUCGCGGUUACCAAGCUUCAACGUCGACACCCAUCAUCCCGACGUUCACCAACUAAUGUCAUCCUCCAUAUCUGCGUCGUCGACAUCGUCUGCGACGGCGUCAGCGACGUCGUCAGUGUCGAGUUCCUCGUCGACUAGUUCCAACCUCAAGGUCGUUGGAAUUAUCCUUGCGGUUGUCAGUGGCUUUCUCAUAGGAUCCAGCUUUGUCUUCAAGAAGAAGGGCUUGUUGCGCUCGCAGGCGGGCUGUGUAGCAGGACAGGGUGUGGCAUAUCUCAAGUCGCCACUAUGGUGGAUUGGGAUGACGAUGAUGAUACUGGGCGAGCUUUGCAAUUCUGCAGCCUACGCCUUUAUUGAGGCCAUCGUUGUGACACCCCUCGGCGCACUUUCUGUCGUUAUAUGCGCAAUCCUAUCUUCUAUCUUCCUUAAAGAGACGUUGACAAUAUUUGGUUGGCUGGGUUGUGCUCUCUGUAUACUCGGGUCUGUCGUUAUUGCCCUCAAUGGCCCUCAGGAAGCUCUUGUUGGCCAGAUAACAGAGUUUCAGAAACUCUUUCUGUCCCCCGGCUUUCUUGUCUACAUUUCUGUGUUAAUAGCCGCAUCACUUGUCAUCAUCUUUUUCUUUGCUCCAAAAUAUGGCACUAAGAGCAUGCUGUGGUACAUUUUUGUAUGCAGUAUGAUUGGUGGUAUUAGUGUCAGUGUCACUACCGGUGUUGGCGCCGCCGUCGUUGAGACGGCGAAAGGCGAUAACCAGUUCAAACACUGGUUCAUGUACUUUUUAAUUGGGUUCGUCGCGGUAACCUUAAUUACAGAAGUGUACUACUUAAAUAAGGCGCUGGCGCUCUUCAACACUGCUAUGGUAACACCGACAUAUUAUGUUAUAUUCACUUUUUUCUCGAUGGUAACAACUGUGGUACUAUUCAAAGGUCUUGACUCCAGCGCGUCAGAGAUCAUCACAAUCGUCAUGGGUUUCCUUGUCAUCUGCAUAGGCAUCACUAUCCUGCAGAUGUCCAAAGUGGACCCUACUCAUCUGUCGAAAUUGGAUCGACGCUCUACCCUGCUUCUCCAAGCCGCACGAUCACAAACAGAGGUAGAAGAAAAGGGGGCAAUUGGUAGUGAGGAUCCAGGAAUGGACGCCUUACGAGGCUCCUUCGGUGCUAUGGGCAGCAUUAUUCGAGCCAGGAGUGCCAGGCGUGUCAGUGAAGCUAAUCGUGCUUCGUCAUAUCGAACAAGACCGCCCGGUGCUGCGGCUCCUUACGACCCUGAACAAUCACGUCAGCAGUGGCCUGAAGCCAACAAUACGACACCAAGCACGGCUUUUGACCUUCUAUCGGGAGUCAAGCGGCAUCAAUUGUAUGAUGCUCCAGUUCCUCGAACGAACACCGGUGAUUCCGAGUCAUCUGGAGCUGGUGCAACCAGAGGAGACGAUUCUUCAUCAAUAAAGAGCCCCUCCUUGACGGAUUCCCACAUAACGAAUAAACGACCUACGAUUAAAUUUGGCAGCCAAGAUCUCGUACAUCAGUAUCAUCCUACCGGGAACGGUCAGCGUGAUGAUCAAGCAGCUACGCAUGAACAUCGAUUGGCUUUGGGUAUUCCAGGGAUAGUAAUGCCCGGAGGUGGGAGCGGGAGCGGAUAUCCGCCCGCUGUACGGACACAGCCACUCGAGACCACCAUCGACAGCAAACCUGAUCUCUUCGCAGAGAGCCCGACGUCAUACGUCAACUCCAAUAGUAUGCGAGAGCAGUCAGUACCGGUGCCGCCAGGCUAUAUACACGAACAUACAGUGCACAGUGCGCCGCCGUCGAUGAACCCCCGACUCGCGCGAUCUGGCCAACAGAGGGUGGAUUCGCGGGAUAUAUUUGGUGACAAUAAUAGCCCAAGUACCGCGACCUUGUUGAGCUUUCCAAGUGUCACUGAUUCAGCGCGGAGUUGGGAUGGCGACGAGGUUGAUGAGACUGGGACGAGGGGACGAUCAUCGAAGAAGUAUCCCAAGGGACGAUGAUUCGGAUGAUUCGGCGUCCAGUGCCAGAGGUGGGAUACGGUUAGUGCAGCCCUCAGUCCGGGAUAGGUUUUGAGCGUGCACGUGUGCUCUUUUAUCUGCUUUUUUCUUUGCAUGGGACAUAUCAUUUUAAAAUUAUUCUUCAUUCGGUUCUGGUACAUAUCUGUCAGUGAUCUAUUCUAACCAGAGAUGCAUCUUCAUAGAGGAAUUGUAAUAGU